AUGGCGUCUACUUCACUGUUGAAGUCAUCCCCUGUUAUUGACAAGUCUGAAUGGGUGAAGGGUCAGAGCAUCCGCCAGCCUUCUGUCUCCAUCCUCCGCUGCAACUCCUCCACCGCCGCCGCUGCUGCGCCUUCUGCUCUUUCCAUCCGGGCCAGCUCCUAUGCUGACGAGCUUAUCAAGACUGCGAAAACUGUGGCGUCACCAGGGCGGGGGAUUCUGGCGAUGGACGAGUCGAACGCGACCUGUGGGAAGCGUCUGGCGUCGAUUGGGCUGGAGAACACUGAGGCCAACCGCCAGGCAUACAGAACCCUUCUGGUCUCUGUACCUGGGCUGGGGAACUACAUCUCCGGCGCCAUUCUCUUUGAGGAAACUCUCUACCAGUCCACCGUCGAUGGCAAGAAGAUCGUCGAUGUCCUCAAGGAGCAAGGCAUCGUCCCUGGUAUCAAAGUCGACAAGGGUUUGGUGCCACUUGCUGGUUCCAACGAUGAGUCGUGGUGCCAAGGGCUUGACGGGCUUGCUUCCCGCUCUGCUGCUUACUACGAACAGGGCGCUCGCUUUGCUAAAUGGCGUACUGUUGUGAGCAUUCCCAACGGGCCAUCUGCCUUGGCAGUUAAGGAAGCCGCCUGGGGCCUUGCCCGCUAUGCCGCCAUCUCUCAGGACAAUGGGCUGGUCCCAAUUGUGGAGCCAGAGAUAUUGCUGGACGGUGAGCAUGGUAUCGACAGGACCUUCGAAGUGGCGCAAAAGGUUUGGGCCGAAGUCUUCUUCUAUAUGGCCGAGAACAAUGUGAUGUUCGAGGGUAUCCUCUUGAAGCCCAGCAUGGUUACUCCUGGUGCUGAGUGCAAAGAGAGGGCUACCCCUCAGCAGGUUGCUGAGUACACUCUCAGCCUCCUCAAGAGAAGAAUCCCCCCUUCUGUCCCUGGAAUCAUGGCAAGUCUCCAUUCCUUUCAGUACUUUCUUAUAAACUUUUUCUUGUCCGGCGGGCAAUCGGAGGUUGAAGCAACACUGAACCUGAACGCCAUGAACCAGGCUCCCAACCCGUGGCACGUGUCGUUCUCCUACGCCAGAGCCCUUCAAAACACCUGCCUGAAGACAUGGGGAGGCGCCCCCGAGAACGUGGAGGCUGCGCAGCAGGCGCUGCUGAUCCGGGCCAAGGCCAACUCCUUGGCUCAGCUCGGCAAGUACACCGGGGAAGGAGAGUCCGACGAGGCCAAGGAAGGAAUGUUCGUCAAGGGCUAUGUGUACUAAGAAGUUCCCCAUUCUGGCCAUGCAUUAGGUUGCUGAAAGAAAGGGACUAAUACCUAGAACUCCUUUCUUUUUUACUCUAUGUGCUGUAAAAGGCUUUGCCUCUAAGUUUGCUGUUGUUGCCCUUAUGGAUUGGAGACUAUUUUUGUUCCUUUUUAUCCUGUUACUCUUUUAAUGUAUGUACUUUCUUUUUGAGCCCUACUCCCAAACUCUAAUAAACCCAUUUCAAUGAUGCAAUGAGAUUAAUUAAUUUCUAGUUGUUUUGUGA
Molecule: messenger RNA, 1510 nt
Organism: Linum tenue
Lineage: Eukaryota; Viridiplantae; Streptophyta; Magnoliopsida; Malpighiales; Linaceae
Source: the annotation of a GenBank genome assembly